Gekko japonicus is the source of this 1098-nucleotide messenger RNA. RefSeq names its product phosphatidylinositol glycan anchor biosynthesis class P (gene PIGP). Gene Ontology annotation, molecular function: phosphatidylinositol N-acetylglucosaminyltransferase activity. NCBI's taxonomy places the organism in Eukaryota, Metazoa, Chordata, Lepidosauria, Squamata, Gekkonidae. Bases 269 to 673 code for a protein of 134 amino acids. The transcript is spliced from 5 exons. The record is from RefSeq and is a predicted model, not a curated record. Gene Ontology annotation, biological process: GPI anchor biosynthetic process.
GGCUAUAGUGGCUUGUCAUCUAAUGCACAUGCGUAGAAGCCUCUCGUGCGGGCAGAUGGAUUUUUCGAUCUACUACCAGACCCCCACUCAUGCGACUAGUAGCUGGAGCGGUUAAUUUUCAAGCAAGAAUAUAGGAGCAGGAACUCUGGCAAGAGUAUAGAAAACGUAUGGGUAUAUAGUAUUCCGACGGGUGCUUGCCCGCUCAGUACCGACUAUCUGGGUGACUGGUUUCACAGGAACAACGGGAAGAUAAAAAGAAGAUAUCAGUAUGGUUGAAAACUCACCAGCACCAUUGCCUGAAAGAGCUAUAUAUGGAUUUGUUCUUUACUUAGGCUCCCAGUUUGUCUUUAUUCUGUACCUUGUUUGGGCCUAUGUACCUGAAUCCUGGCUAUUCUCAUUGGGGUUAACAUACUGGCCUCAAAAGUUCUGGGCUGUUGCUUUGCCUGUGUACCUUUUAGUUAGUGUGGGAAUAGUCUAUGUGCUUCUGUUUGGAAUUAAUAUGAUGAGUACUGCUCCACUGAAUUCCACACACACAAUUACAGACCACUAUGCAAGAAAUCAGAAACAGAAGAAACAAGAAGAAGAAGCUAUCCCUGCACUAAGGGAUAUUCCCAUUAGUGAUGUAAACAAAAUGUUUUUCCUGCCUUGCAAAGCAAUUUGCAAUCGAAAAUGAUUUAAGGAAAUACUAUUAAAAAUGAAGGGGGAGGAUCUAUAUUCCUGAAUUCCAAACUCUGAUGGUGAUGUGCUAAAUUAUUUUAUUUUAGUAAGAGGACAUAUAUGUAAAUAGCAAAAUGUGAGCUCAGAAACAGAAGCACCUCUUUCACAGCAUAAUAUAACACAAACCAGGUACUGUUCAUUCUCUGUCCAUGCUGGUCUUCUGCAUGUAUAUACUGUGGUCAAAAUUAAGGCAGUAUCAUCUGUACUCCAGUCAGAAUCUGUGCAUUCUCCCAUACAAUAUCAUACCAUUUCUUUAGGAUCUAGGCCCUGCAGUUCCACUGGAAUUCAGAACAGUUCUGUAUAAUUCUGUGUGGAGUUCAUUGAGCCAGUUUGGUGUAGUGGUUAAGUGCAUGGACUCUAAUCUGGGAGAACCGGGUUUGA